AUGUCAACAAUCGGCACAACAACAAUUCAAGCCGCGAACGGCAGGACUCUGUCCACAACAGCACCAAACUCGUUAGUCAUGAAUCCAACAUCUAUGUUAGUAGAGAUGGAAAGCUUCAUUCCUUCUUCAUUUACUUUCGAAACAGAAAUACAAAGAAUAAAGCAGGAACUUUUAACAAGUAAUUUAGACUGUAGUGCGAAAGAUGAAACAAAUGAACAGUAUCUUUAUGACAUGCAGGACAUUAUUGACCAUUUACCCAAAUUGCCUGAAAUCCAACAACAAAAGCUCACUAUUCCUGAAUUCGACGAAAUUGAAGUCAAAGCAACUGACUCAGUAGAAAUAAAGAAGUUCAUACGAAAGGUAAAUUAUGAGUUUCUAGGAUAUCAUUGCAACCAUAAAAUUAUGGACAAAGAUUGCGACAUGAUUUAUAAAAACAUUUCAGAUAUUUAUAAAUCGGGGGAGUUUAAGACAUACGACAACUUUGUUUCAUUAGUUGCAAAAUGUGUAUGGCAGAUAAGAGAUAAAGAUAGAAGAGGUAAGGUAUGGCAUGAACAGAUAAAACCAACUGCUUCAGAUUUAAAGAAAACCAUUGACGCCUUAGUUGUUUUAGCAGGUAAGGUUUCAGAAUAUAACGCAAAAAUGAAUCCGCAAUGUUCUAAAUGUAAAGCAGCAAUGGAGUGUGGUAGAAUUUACGAAAAAGUGACACUUAACCUUAAAUUUUCAAACACUAUUUUUUGA
Messenger RNA from Trichomonas vaginalis G3, 738 nucleotides. Its product is annotated as organellar and viral DNA polymerase type B. NCBI's taxonomy places the organism in Eukaryota, Parabasalia, Trichomonadida, Trichomonadidae. The coding region runs from base 1 to 738 and encodes 245 amino acids. The transcript has a single exon. The record is from RefSeq and is a predicted model, not a curated record.